GAGUUGGCAAAGCGUUUGCGCUGGUUAAUUACACGAGUUGGAAAAUAACUUGAAUUAAGAACAAUAGUUGUCGAAGUGAAAUUGAGUGAACGGGUGUUUAAUUCUCGUGUUCAUUGAAAGUUUCUACUACGCGUGGCAAUUUAUAGUUUUAAUUUGUUUAGUUUGUGACAAUACUUUUUAUGGAAAAACAACAGCUGAUGGAAGUUUUUUACAAGAUAUGAUAAAUAGAGAUUUAAAAUGUCGACUGCCAACAACACCGGGGAAAAAUCGACUAGCAACUCUCAAUCAGACACGCUAGUGCCUCCUUUGAACGCACAAUGUUCAACAUACACCUUUCCGGAGCCGAAGCGGUCUCCCGAAACGAGAGGCCACCUUCGUAGCGUCAGCCACGGAGGUGGCACGUCUGUGGGUAGCAACUCGGCAGUUGUAGUAGGCCGAUCCGCCCUGAAAGGAGCUCGUGGCCACCAAAGGGCGCUAUCUCAGGGACAAAUGUUCGAUUCGAGUGGCCCGCCUCACAAACCGGGGCAUAGUAGGGUUGGAUCCAAGACAGAUUUCAUCUUGCCUCCCGGUCAUAAGGAAACCGAUGCGACACCAGCACCUAGAGGUUCGAUUAAGUCCGGUCAUUCUCGUCAGGCUUCCAGAUCGGAUUCAAUUUACACCUUGCGAAGAUCUGCACCACCGCCUUUAUGGAGGCGAAUCCUGUGUACCAUCAUCCGCCGCUCACCGAAAAACGAUGAGCCUGAAGAACGGUACCGCGUAGUUGUUCCCAAUCACCUUGUGCCCCCGAAAACACCGCGAAAAGAACAUCCGAACGGCCGCAGACCAGACAAUCGUAUUAGGACUACAAAAUAUACGCUUCUUUCGUUUUUACCGCGUAAUCUACUAGAACAAUUUCAUAGAGUUGCAAAUUUGUAUUUUAUUUUUAUAGUUUUGCUCAAUUGGUUCCCGGCUAUAAACGCGUUCGGGAAGGAAAUCGCUAUGAUACCGGUUAUGUUUGUCCUCGGAGUGACAGCUGUCAAAGACUUGUUCGAAGAUCGUAGAAGACAUAGUAGCGACAAACGGAUCAAUAAUUCAACUUGUAGAAUAUAUAACAGUGAAGCCUGUCGUUAUAAGAAAGUAUUGUGGAAGGAAGUGAGAGUAGGCGAUUUAAUACAUUUAUCGAAUAAUGAAGUCGUACCGGCGGAUAUCUUGGUACUUCGUUCGAGUGAUGCUAGUGGCCUAUGUUACAUCGAUACCGGUCAUUUGGAUGGAGAAACGAACCUCAAACAGAGGCAAGUUGUUCGAGGUUUCGUUGAAAAGCAAAGUGUCUUUGAACCUAGUAAAUUUCGGAGCUCAAUCGAAGUGGAAGCGCCUACUACAAAAAUUUAUAGAUUCCAUGGUGCAAUAGUACACCCUAAUGGAAGUAGAGUACCCGUUGGAACUGAUAAUUUAUUAUUAAGAGAGUGCCUUUUAAAAAAUACUGACUUUGUGGAAGGAAUUGUGGUUUACGCAGGUCAUGAAACUAAAGCGAUGUUAAACAAUGGUGGACCUAGAUAUAAGCGAUCUUCUGUAGAGAAACAAAUGAACCAAGACGUUAUUUGGUGUGUUUUUAUUUUAAUAUUUAUGUGUGUGUUGGGAGCCAUAGGUUGCAGACUUAGUGGCAAUACGGAAAGUGAAUCCUUUUUAGCCUUUUGGACAUUCAUUAUUAUUUUACAGAUCAUGAUUCCUUUAUCUCUAUACGUAACUCUAGAAAUGUGUAAGAUAAUUCAAGUUUACCACAUUCACCAUAAUGCUGAUCUCUACGAUCCGUUAACAAACAAGAGGACUGAAUGCCGUGCCUUAAAUAUAACAGAAGAACUCGGUCAAAUCCAGUAUAUUUUUUCUGACAAAACUGGUACUCUGACGGAGAACCGCAUGAUAUUCCGAAGAUGUGCCAUAGCCGGUAUUGAUUAUGAACACGAUCUACUCGAAAAUGAAACAGCUGGAAACCCUGAGAAAUCGAUCCUAAAUUGCUCGGUUGCAGUUAACAGUCGAUUAGUGUCUGACUUGCAGUUGGAAGGGAUCUUUUCAGAUGUUACCAAAUCAUACCAUUCUGCUAGGAUUCAAGAGUUUUUAUUAUUAUUGGCACUCUGCAAUACUGUAGUUUGUUCAAAACAUCCUCAUCAUGAUCUCAUGAACGCCAGUGGUUUUAUCGAGGAAACUCCGUAUGACAAAUUAGAUCAAAACUCUAGCGAGAGCAGCUCCACCAAUACGGCUACGCAAUCACUGUCAUCAAACGACAAGUACUCACGUCUGGAAGAAUCACGUUCGGUAACUCCCUCUCCCCCUUUAAAUACAUAUUUAUUUGAUACAAAGAGACUUCAGCAUAACCCUACGCUUUCGCCUAUAGAUUCUAUAGAAUCGUCGCCGUCUUGCGAAGUUCCUACAAUCGAAGCCACAUCGCUGCCGAAGGUUCCACGACCGAAAUUGCUCAAUAUGCCUAUCGUAGGUUUUCUGAAGAAAUGCACCAAUCUGACCGACGAGCAAAAGGUAAAAUUAAACGCGUCAACGACUCCGUCUCCCUUUGAUCACAAACCAAUUUUUGAAGCGGAAAGUCCCGACGAGUUGGCGUUAGUGGACACGGCGUACAAUUAUGGAACGCGGCUAUUGAAAAGAACUCCGACGUCUGUUUGCGUAGAAGCGGCGGAAAACGGAAAGAUGCACUUCGAGAUUUUAAACGUGCUGCCCUUCGAUUCCGUAAGAAAAAGAAUGAGUAUAAUUGUGAGGCAUCCGCACACGAAACAGAUAAUUUUAUACACUAAAGGUGCCGAUUCUUCCAUAUUACCGCAAUUAACUCCGUUCGAGGAUGAUUCGGAACAGACAAUGAUAAUCAACAAGACUCAACAACAUCUAAAUAAUUAUUCGAGGGAAGGUCUUCGUAUUCUAGUAAUGGCAAAGAGGAUUCUGGCUCAACAUCAAUACGAUGAGUGGAAUAGAAAGCAUCAAGACUUAGAACUUAGUGUAGAUAAUUUAGAACGAAGGAUAAGAGAUAGCUUUAAUAGUAUCGAAACAAAUUUAACAUUACUAGGAGCUACAGGAAUUGAAGACAGGCUGCAAGAAGGUGUUCCGGAAACCCUUUCCAACCUCAUGGCAGCCGGUAUCGUCAUUUGGGUACUUACAGGCGAUAAACCUGAAACUGCAAUAAACAUUGCCUACUCAGCGAAAUUAUUUUCCCCGCAAAUGGAACUGCUUAAAAUAAUGGCGCGAUCCAAGGAAGCCGUUGAGAAUACCAUCCAUGUGUAUCUGGCCGAUAUAGAGCGCCAAGAAAGAGAAAUGGGAGAACUACAAUCUGAUACUAAAAUAAGACCAUCGACUAGCGCCAGCGCAUCUCAGCCACCCAUUAAACCUAAGAGUAGAGCUUUAGCUGUAGAUGGAAAAACUUUGACUUUUAUUUUAGAUAAGAGAGCUAAUUUAACCAAGCCUUUUUUAAAAUUGACGACUUACUGCAAUUCUGUUUUGUGUUGUAGAGCGACUCCACUACAAAAAGCUUAUAUAGUUAGGGUAGUAAAAGAAGAGCUUAAGAAAAGAACGUUAGCGAUAGGAGAUGGUGCCAAUGAUGUGUCGAUGAUUCAAACAGCAGACGUUGGAAUAGGUAUAUCCGGUCAAGAAGGAAUGCAAGCCGUCAUGGCUGCAGAUUUCGCACUGUCUAGGUUUAAAUAUUUGGAGAAUUUCUUGUUGGUACACGGCCAUUGGAGCUAUGAUAGGCUUUCGAGAAUGGUGUUGUACUUCUUUUAUAAAAAUGCUGCCUUUGUAUUCCUGUGUUUCUGGUACCAAAUGUACUGUGGAUUUUCUGGUACAGUGAUGAUAGACCAAAUGUAUCUUAUGUUAUAUAAUUUAUUAUUUACUUCGCUACCUCCUUUAGCCAUUGGUGUUUAUGAUCAAGACGCCCCUCAAGAAAUCCUUUUAAAGAAUCCCUAUUUAUACAGAAGAGGGCGUUUAGGAAAAGUUUAUAGAUCGUUUUCGUUUUGGUUCACGAUGUUGGAUGCACUGUAUCAGAGUACAAUUAUAUUUUUUAUAUGUCAAUACGCCUACAGCGAUACCGACGUCGAUGUGUUCGAAUUCGGAACUACAGCGACCACGUGUUGUAUGUUUGUGAUGCUUUUACAUGCUUCCAUUGAAAUGCGUUCCUGGACACUUCUCCACAUAGCGUCAAUAGUUUUAUCAAUAGGAGCUUUUUAUUUGUACUCAAUAGUCUACGACACCUACUGCAUAAACUGCUUUGGUUUACCGAGCACCUAUUGGACAAUCCAGAUGGCCAUGGUGAAGCCUAAUUAUUGGAUGGCCACUGCAUUGUCUUGCGUAGUGGCGAUAUUACCAAGAAUCCUAUAUAGAAUAAGCGAAACUGUGUUGGCGCCAGAUGACAUAAUCCAAGCGCUCAUUUACGAAAAACGAGCUUCGAGAAGAGGUGAGACGUUUUUGGUAUCUUGGUCGCGAUCGACAUCUUCGUCCUCUAUAUACAGGUAUCGAGCAGUGUGAUUUAUUUUUAAAUUACCCGCACACUGCUUUAACUCUACACCCUAUUGUGAAAUAUACGUAGGUGGCAUAUUUGAAAGCAUGUAUGGUUCUUUCUCUCUAUCGUAGUAUCGUACAUUCGAUAAUGAAUAAAAGUUACAUACACUUUAAUUUCAAAUUAAUACAUUACUUUCAAAACU
Messenger RNA from Diabrotica balteata, 4670 nucleotides. The record is from the annotation of a GenBank genome assembly. Lineage: Eukaryota; Metazoa; Arthropoda; Insecta; Coleoptera; Chrysomelidae.